Ylistrum balloti is the source of this 1137-nucleotide messenger RNA. RefSeq lists its product as uncharacterized. The transcript is spliced from 3 exons. The record is from RefSeq and is a predicted model, not a curated record. NCBI's taxonomy places the organism in Eukaryota, Metazoa, Mollusca, Bivalvia, Pectinida, Pectinidae. Bases 100 to 633 code for a protein of 177 amino acids.
UCUCAUAAAGCACAGCAGGAGAAAAUGUUUUCUUGACGAACGAUAAGAAGCUUUCCAUUUUAAAAACAAAUGGAGCGUGGAUAGAGCAAAGUGGCACGCAUGACCGGCGAGAUGUACCUCGAAAUGUUGGUGAUCUUAUCCUGGGUAGGGGACGCCCUGACCGGUUCCUGCUUUCCAGCGCUCGACUGGUGCACACGUUGUGAUGACAUAACGUUGAACUGUAUCGACGUCAACCUGGCGUGUUUGACUGUUAACCAUACUUUUCGUUUUGCUGCAAUAAGUAAUUUUACAAAAGCUGUCCACUUCCAAAAUGGAGCGACACUGGGAAUCCUUGGCGUGGAAACGCAAACACAGUUCGACCAUUUCUGUGGAAGAAAUAACAUGCAUAUACAUUCUGUACACUACCUGGAUCAGCUGUGUUUUCAGGAAAGAGAGAUCACUAAAGGCGUGUCAGAAACAAGUACAUCAGAUGAGGAUGGAGCAGAUACCGAAGAUGUCAGUGACUUUAUAGGUUACAUAGUGUGGGGAGGCGUGGCCUGUGGAGUGCUUGUAGUCUUCCUGGUGGCAGUGCUGGCUCUGAUGCUACGCCGUAAACAACAAUCACACAGAGAUACAAAUAAUUCAACACGCUGAAUUUGUAUUAAAACUGAGGAAACUCAUUCAAAUCUCCAUGAAUUUUGACAAGAAAUUACACCACUUCAACUUUUUGUAACAUCCAAUCUCUGAAGAUAUUUGCCUCUUGUUCAAUUGCAAUAUAUGGGCCUUGCCUUGUGAGCAAAUAUCACUGUCAUAAGCAAAUAUCACUGUAUAAGCAAAUAUCACUGUCAUAAAAGUGCAUUAAUAAAAGUUACAGAAUGCAUAGAAUUAAUUUGGAAAGAAUUGAAAUAUAGGUUAACCUCCAUACCUUAGCAAAGAUGACAAUAAGUAUUAAUCGAUAAAAGUGCCCGAGUUUGCUGCAACCACACACAUGUGUAGUAUACAGUAUUACGUAUCAUUGUUGUAAUUAUUGUUUGCUAAAAAAAAUAUUUCACUCUGAGAAAUUCUGUCGGAAUAUGUGUAAUUAUGAAUAUUUUAUUCAAUGUGUUUAACUUAUGAAUAGCAUAAUAAGUAUAAUUACAAAUAAACGUGGUUACCUUU